UUGGUGGCCCUGCGAGAGAGGCGGGACAUAGAUGCAAAAAAGUGCUGUCCAAUUGGAUAGGCGGCACAUGGGGUUUUACGGAAGUCGUUUCAACCCAGUGCGUGUUGCAGUCCGAAAUCCAAAAUAUGGACCAAAGUAAUGACGGCAGUCUAGCCCAAGUUCGGCAUGUGGUGUUGAUCCUGUCAGGGAAAGGAGGCGUGGGCAAGAGCACCAUCACCACGGAGCUGGCACUGGCUCUCAGGCAUGCGGGCAAGAAGGUUGGGAUCCUGGACGUCGACCUCUGUGGGCCCAGCAUCCCGCGCAUGCUGAACGUGGGCCGGCCUGACGUGCACCAGUGUGACUCAGGUUGGGUGCCGGUCUACACCGAUGCCCAGAAGAGCCUGGCACUGAUGUCCAUCGGCUUCCUGCUGGAGGACCCUGAUGAAGCAGUGGUGUGGAGGGGGCCCAAGAAGACAGCUUUGAUUGGCCAGUUUGUGUCAGACGUGGCGUGGGGAGAGCUGGAUGUGCUGCUGGUGGACACGCCGCCCGGCACGUCAGACGAGCAUUUGGCUGUACUGGAGAACCUUAAGAAACACAGAGUGGACGGAGCCAUUUUGGUCACCACGCCGCAGGCCGUAUCGACGGGGGACGUGAGGAGGGAGAUCACCUUCUGCAAGAAGACGGGAGUACGAAUCCUUGGCAUCAUAGAGAACAUGAGCGGCUUUGUUUGUCCACACUGCUCUGAAUGCAGCAACAUUUUCUCCAAGGGUGGGGGUGAAGAAUUGGCCAAACUGACUGGAUCCGUAUUCCUAGGCUCCGUGCCCUUGGAUCCGCAGCUCAGCAGCAGUUUAGAAGAGGGCAAAGACUUCACACAGUUGUUUCCCGACAGCGCCACCUUCAGUGCCAUCAGCAGCAUUUCACAGACUCUGCUCCGCAGCCUCCAAACAGCUUGAGCCAUGAUGUUCACACGUCAGUACACAGGCUCUGUGAAUAGUCCAGUAUGAUAAUGGGGAGUUAUUAGUCGUGUGCAAAUUUUGAAAAAAUGUAUGUUGUAUUGUCCAUAAACUAUUAACUUGUUUAUAAAUAUGUAUCAGCCAGUA
This is a messenger RNA of Scophthalmus maximus (turbot), 1079 nucleotides long. It is a transcript of the gene nubp2, whose product is annotated as nucleotide binding protein 2 (MinD homolog, E. coli). NCBI's taxonomy places the organism in Eukaryota, Metazoa, Chordata, Actinopteri, Pleuronectiformes, Scophthalmidae. The coding region runs from base 126 to 932 and encodes 268 amino acids. Gene Ontology annotation, molecular function: ATP-dependent FeS chaperone activity; 4 iron, 4 sulfur cluster binding; ATP binding. The record is from RefSeq and is a predicted model, not a curated record. Gene Ontology annotation, biological process: iron-sulfur cluster assembly. Gene Ontology annotation, cellular component: cytosol. The transcript is spliced from 7 exons.